Messenger RNA from Mycena indigotica, 993 nucleotides. RefSeq lists its product as uncharacterized. The record is from RefSeq and is a predicted model, not a curated record. The transcript has 3 exons. Lineage: Eukaryota; Fungi; Basidiomycota; Agaricomycetes; Agaricales; Mycenaceae. Bases 1 to 993 code for a protein of 330 amino acids.
AUGUCCAAUGCCAAAGGCAAGGGCAAGGAGGUCGAGCCGCUUCCUGGGCCCAGCAGUGGUAGCGCGAACCCUGCUGCCUCACUCUCCAGCCUCUGGGCAUAUCUCCUCCCCGCGCUAAACCACAUCGUGAAGAGCCCGACGAAUGACCCCCACUGUAAGAAGGCACCCUCUAUUGACAUGGUGUUUUACUCGGGCAUCCACACGGCGUGUUACAAUUACUUUACCUCCCAGAGCGAGAACAAGGCCAACACGCCUGCGGCGCGUGCGAACGGCGAGGUGGCCAGCGGGAACGACCUCUACGAGCAGCUGGACAAGUAUUUCCUGGAGACUGCGAGGGAAAUUAUGCUCGGAGUGCCCCAAGACGAUACUGCGCUGGUGGACUACAUCGUUCCCUGUUUCAACCGCUACUCUGCCGGGGCACUUUCUGUCAACCGCCUUUUGAACUAUGUCAACCGUCAUUAUGUCCGGAGGGCAGUUGACGAAGACCGCGGUUGGCUUCGUCUCAAUGAUAUUGUCGAGUCCGUCGCCAAAUCGCUUUCGGCCGAAGACUCGCGCGACAAGAUAUCUGAGCUGCUUAAGGAGAAGCGUGUCGAUGAAUUGAAGAAGUGGGGGUACAAAGCUGACGGGAGUGGAGAGACCCUUGCUGCUGCGGAGGCUUCCGCUGAGGCUGCCAGUGCACCAGACAGAAUCAUUUCGGUUGCUUCACUUGCCCAUCGCCGCUUUCGAACGGAAGUAUUCGAGCCCUUGCUGGCAGUCCCCGUCAUCAAGGGCCCGAAACCGAAAAAGAAAAUCCCCAAAGCGAAUGGUGCACCCCCGCCCAUCCCCAAAGGCCGUCUUGCUCGAUCUGUGAAGGAGUUGCUCGAGUCAAAGGGUGGUGAUGAGGAAGAGAGGGCUAGGCUGGCUAAGGACCUCGCUACCGCUCUUCGUUUGGUUGGAAUACGCACGGACCAUGCCCUCCGAAAGCGUCUUGAUAAAUUCGUCGCGACUGCCUAA